Messenger RNA from Paramecium octaurelia, 1083 nucleotides. The record is from the annotation of a GenBank genome assembly. NCBI's taxonomy places the organism in Eukaryota, Ciliophora, Oligohymenophorea, Peniculida, Parameciidae.
GUGGACUUGGCUUUAGAAAUGUUAAAUGCAAUAUAACUAAAUUAAAAAUUGAAGAGAAUGCCAUAUUACACCAAUUGAUUUUUAUUCUUAAAAUAACGAUACUAAAAGUCCACAUUAAACAUCCUUAUUUUGCAAAGGCAUUGUAAACAUUUUCAUAGAUGUUUGUACUUUUUUAAUAUGAGAAUAUUAAAAUAAAUAGUGAAGAAUAUCUAUAAUUUUGACAUUUAAAUUCUGAUAAGGAAUGCACAUCAGAAAGGGAGUAGACACCAAUAGUAUUAUUAUAUAACAUUUAAAAUUCUAUUAUUUGAUAUUUCAAUGGGAUUUCUGAUCAGGUUGAAUUAAAUUCAAUCUAUAUUUUUGAUUAAUAACAAAAUUGUCAUUAUAAUGGAAUGCAGAAUAAAAAUUUCAUUAUUAAUUUAUUUAAUGAGUAACCCAACUCCAGCUGAGAUCUACAUUAACUAGAUAAACGAUUAUUAUUAGAGUGUGAGUACUGAUGAUGAGGAUGAACAGUUCCAAAUAGAGUAAGGAAAAUUUUAGAUUUUUAGCGUUUAGCCAAAGAGGAAAUUUUUUGAGACAAUUGAAGAAAAACGAUAAUAUAUUGAAGAAUAUACUAAGAAGAAGAAGACAGAAUUGUGCAAGAACUUUGAAUUGACCGGAUUUUGUAAAUUUGGAGAUGAGGUAUUUUAUAAGGUUAUUUCUUAGUGUUCAUUUGCUCAUGGUUAAUUAGAGUUAUAAGCUAAAACACAUUUACAUUAGAAGUAUAAAACAAAACCAUGCAAUCGCUAUUUUAAUUAAGGAUUUUGUCCUUAUGGUAUAAGAUGCUAAUAUUUGCAUGAUGAACUAAAGGACUAAUAAAAAUUUGAGAAAUUCUUAUAAGAAUCCUAUUAACAAUUCGGGAUGAAGCCAAUAAUAGCAAGAAGUAAGUUAUUGCAUCCUAAAAUAGAAUAUCUCAAUAAUUCUAAGAGAUUAGACAUUUAAAGGUUCCAAUAGGUCCUACAAAAAUUCACAAAAAAUGGAUUCAAUGUUGGAUUGCAUACCAGAUCGAAAUUCUUUGUUUAAUUAUAAGAAAACAACCAAAUUUGA